UUCCAUACAGUUGUUUUGUGUCAAUUCCGGAAACUUACAAUAAAAACACUCUAAACGGCCUCUAGAAUAUCGCAAAUAAUUCAACAUUAAUAAUGUCACAACUACCAUUUUGAGGUAAAGCAUCGUUCUGUGGACGUGUUUGAUGACAUCAACUACCUGACCUGUAGUAAACACCUUGCAAAAUUGUGGAGGUUCCGCGGAUAACUUUGGCAAGUCCACGGGUAGUGCUGGGCGGUCGACCCACCAUGAUGGCCCGUCGUGGCGGAAUGGUGCCAACUUUCUUCAUCGUUUUGUGUUUACUCUUUCUUGGUUAUGUUGGAAUGUCUUAUUGGCAGGUUAGGAAGGCCUUAGAAGACACCAAAAUCAAAGCUAAACAAUUCCAGCAGCAACAGGAGUCGCUGACGGCUCAACUACAAGUUGUUUAUGAACAUCGUUCCAGAUUGGAAAAGAUUUUACAAAAAGAAAAGAGCGAGCACAAAAUUACAAGAGAAGAUUAUGAAGACAAACUUGAAAAAAUAAAGAAAGAGGCACUUAACAGAUAUAAUUCAAUAAACAUUCAGCAUAAGAUGUUACAAACACAACAUGAAGACAUGAAAGAAGAAUUUGAAGACGUCAAACAGAAACACAGCGAUGUCGUUGUACAACACGAGAGAAUGAAAUUUGAACAUGAGGAGAAUCUAACGAGACUACAACGAGAGAUGGAAGAAGAAGUCCGCAACCUGAGAGUUCAACUUCAAGGUUCUAAAGAUGAUCUAACGAAUGUCCGAGAUCUUCAUCAGCAGGCUGCGGAAGCACUACAACAGAGGGAUCAAGAUAUUCAGAUUGGAAACAUAGAGAAGGGUCAACUAAAUCAGCAAAUUCUAGAAUUAAAUGACCAGAUCCAACAGUAUAAGAAUGAUAAUGCACGAGUUAUCAAUGAUUAUAAAAAUCUGCAGCAAAAAUCUAAAGAAUACAGACAACAUAUAGAGCAGCUCAGCCAGAUCAAUAAACAAAAGGGCAUGGAUCAGGUCGUUGUAGACGACCCCCAACAACUGCAGCAGCAGCAACUGCAACAACAGCAACAACUGCAGCAACAACAGCAACUGCAGCAACAACAGCAACUGCAGCAGCAACAACAGCCGCAGCAAAUGGGGGACCUCAGAACGUACAUCAAACCUCAACCAAAUCUUACGCCUUCUGAAAAGCUGAGACAUCAGGAAUUACUGAGACAGCAGUACGCAGCGAGGCGGCAGCAGUAUGAACAACAAAAGUAUGCUCAACAGCAACCGCAGCAACAGCAGCAGCAGCAGUAUCCUGAUCAACCGCAGCAACAACAGCAGUAUCCUGAGCAGCAGCAAAAGUAUGUUAACCAGCAGCAGCAGUUUCCAAACCAACAAUACCAGCAGCAGGAAUUUGUACAACAACCAUAUGCAAAUCAGCAGCAAGUGCAGCAGCAAGUGCAGCAGCAACCUGCACAGCAGCAAGCUCAGCAGCCAGCACAGCAAGGCAAGAAACAACUGUAUCGUAGAAAACAGGUUAAAGACACCAAGCCAGAAACUAAAGACAAUGGUCGAACUCUCCAACGUCGUGAACGAGAACAGCGCUAUUUGCAGCAACAACAAGAACUGAUUAAAAAAUAUCGCCUUAAACGACAACAAAACCAAGCAAAAGAACAAAAGGAUGAGGAAGUACAACUAGGGCAGAGGAUUCACCGCUUUGGUCAAGACCAACCAAAUGAUGAAGAUGAUAUAAAAGAAGCUGAAGAGAACCGCCUCCGCCGUGAACAAGAGGAACGUCUAGCGCUUGAGAAGGAGCAGCGACAAAAAGAAGCACUCGAAGAACAGCGGAGAGUUUUACAAGAGCAAUUGGAGCGAGAUCGACAGGACAGAUUGAGACAAGAAGGGGACCAGAAGGAGCAGAAUGAAAUCAAUGAGAACAAAGAGGAACCUGAGAACAAGGAGGAGGUGGAUUAUGCCGAUCAAGCAAAGCUAUACCAAGAACAAUGGGAGAGAGCAAGAAAAGACAAAGCACAGAGGGAAACAGAGAGGCAACUAGAAGAGCAGCAGCGACAGCAAGCGGAGAAAGACGCCGAGCAGCAAGUCGCUUUACAACCACAGCAAGGUAAUGAUGAUGACGACACUGGUAAUGAAGACUAUGCAGAGAAACUACAGAAACAGAGGGAGGACCAACUCAGGAGAGAAGAGCUGCGCAAGAUUCAACAAGAACACAAAGGUAAUUUGUUUGCCAACGAUGACAGAGACUUACCCAAGCAGCAGUGGAAUGAGGAGCAGCAAGAUAUUCAUUUAAACCAAGAAGAUGAAGAAAAUGAAGAUGAGGAAGGGAGACAGAGUCAGGGUGAAGAUCGAGACGAGAAUAACGUCAACAGGGUUAAUGGUGAUAUUCAAUUACGUGCCCCAGGAGCUGAUCAUAUUGACGUCGUUAAUAUGCCAGAUGAGGGAAAUGAACAAGUCCAACUUCCUAAUCCUCAAGGUUUAGUUCCUGCUCUUAAAAAAGACAGCGUUAACCAGCUCAGAGGGGAUAAUUUAUCUGAGGAUGAUGAACAACAAGAAAACCAAAAGUUUCAUCGAGAAAGAAAUAAUAUAAAUGCACAUGAAGACGCCAGAAGCAGAGAAAUAUGAAAACUGUUUAACCAGUAUUUCCAUGCCAACAGGACAUGAGUGAUAAUUUGGAAAAAAAGGGUUGCCAUGGAAACGCUCAACAAAAUUGUACUGAUCGCCUUAAUUGCCUUAAAAAGAAAUAGACUUAUGGGAUAAAGCAAUAACAUUGCAAGGUGUUCAGACAGAAGAGCUUUGACUGCUGUCUACAAUUGGCAACUUAACUAUCCCCGUUUGGGGUAUACUUCUACCCAGAUUGGAACCCUUUUCUCUCAAUGUGGAUACCAGUGGUCUGGAGUCAAGGAACUAUUGCAUCAAUGACACCUUAACUAUCCCGUUUGGGGUAUACUUCUACCCAGAUUGGAACCUUUAUCUCUCUAUGUGGAUGCCAGUGGUCUGGAGUCAAGGAACUAUUGCAUUAAUGACACAUAAACUCUCCCGUUUGGGGUACACUUCUACCCAGAUUGGAACCUUAUUCUCUCUAUGUGGAUACCAGUGGUCUAGAGUCAAGGAACUAUUGCAUCAAUGACUCCUUAACUAUCCCGAUUGGGAUAUACUUCUACCCUGAUUGACACCUUUUUCUCUCUAUGUGGGUACUAGUGGUCUGGAGUCAAGGAACUAUUGCAUUAAUGACACCUUAACUAUCCCCAUUGAGGUAACCUUCUACCCUGAUUGGAACCUUUUUCUCUCAAUGUGGAUACCAGUGGUCUGGAGUCAAGGAACUAUUGCAUCAAUGGCACCUGUACUAUCCCGAUUGGGGUAUACUUCUACCCUGAUUGGAACCUUUAUCUCUCAAUGUGGAUACAAUUUCUGGAGUCAUAAUGAGGUUGUCACUGGUACCCCCAUCGGAGUACGAUUGGAUGAUGAGUGUCUUUUCUACUGUAAUGUGUAAUGUAAGGCUUGAUAAGCGUUGCCUAAGACCCCCAACUGGUUUCCAAGUGGCGGUGUGAGGAAUGGGGCUCCACAAACACUGAGAUCACCAUUUUGUCAACUUGUUAUUUCAGUUCGUGUUUGGGUCUUGCCCUCUUUGUGCUGAGAGGUCAAAAUGGAAAGAUUGCAUCAUCUUGAACUCAUGAAGUGUUUUCUCUAGCAAUGGAGCUGAGGAUGGCAACAGUGAAUUCAAAAAUAUCUCAAAGAUUUCUGUCUUCAAAUUCAGUUGACAUCAAAACUUAACGGGCAUAUAAUUCCAAAAGAAAAAGUAGUCAAAAUGUUCACUUGUUUUUAUGUAAAAAAAUAGUGUGUUUUUCUUGCAUUUCUACUUAAAUAUGUAUG
Messenger RNA from Asterias rubens (European starfish), 3866 nucleotides. Its product is annotated as trichohyalin-like. Gene Ontology annotation, cellular component: Golgi apparatus; Golgi membrane. The record is from RefSeq and is a predicted model, not a curated record. NCBI's taxonomy places the organism in Eukaryota, Metazoa, Echinodermata, Asteroidea, Forcipulatida, Asteriidae. The transcript has 20 exons. The coding region runs from base 246 to 2618 and encodes 790 amino acids.